Molecule: messenger RNA, 1484 nt
Organism: Epinephelus moara (kelp grouper)
Lineage: Eukaryota; Metazoa; Chordata; Actinopteri; Perciformes; Serranidae
Product: protein FAM181A-like
Exons: 2
Coding region: 232-996 (254 amino acids)
Source: RefSeq, a predicted model, not a curated record
GGCUGAUUGGGGUGCAUUGUGAGGGGCCUGGGGUCGCUGAUUGGUUCAUGGAAAGCACCAUAACUACAAGGAGUUUAUAUUCAUUCAACUUGUUGAAGUGCUCCUACUGCAGCCUGGAGAGAAAUCUGUGCUUGAACUGCGGCUUCAGAGAGUCUGGAUUCAUCCAGCAGUGAUCUUGGCGGUGGACUACAAACUCUAACAUGGACUGAUCUGAUCAAAAACUUUACAAAAAUGGCAGACAGUGAGGUCAAGACGCUGCUCAAUUUUGUGAAUUUGGCAUCCAGCGAUAUCAAAGCGGCCUUGGACAAGUCAGCUCCGUGCAGACGCUCUGUGGACCACAGGAAAUAUCUGCAGAAACAGCUGAAGCGUUUCUCUCAGAAGUACUCCAGAGUCCCAAGAUGCCACACGCACAGGUCUGCUGAGUAUGGGUGCGCCAAACCGGUGGGCGCUUCUCACCAGAGUGUGAAGGUCGCAGAGAAGUCCAGUUCGGAUGCUCAGUGUGCGGAGGUUGCGGGGAGCGCCGUGGAGCAGGUGCCCAUGAGGAAACGCCAGCUGCCAGCCUCAUUUUGGGAGGAACCUAAGCUGACCCAGACUAAGAGGGAACACUCACAUUUAUUGAAAAAGAGCCCAGCAGGCACAUCUGAGGGCAGUGAGAACGAAAAGAGGAAAAGGAGUUAUGAUGAUGACGCAAAGGCCACUCUCUCUGCGUCCAGUCGGCGCAGCUCUGCCGAUAAGGACACGCUGAAAUUGGACCUGACCUCUCACCACUGUGUGAGCGUGUGCGGCUGCUGUCCCUUCCAGUACCACGGACACCAGGUCCUCCACAGUCACAUUGUUGUCCCCCAUCCGCCCCUGGGACUGUGGAGCAAAGCGGCAGAGACAGAGAGGCCUGAGCAUCCUUAUGGACAGAAACUUCACACGCACGUUGUGGUCAAACCUAUACCGACCAAACCCACCGUGCAGUCACCGAUCUUCAGUGUGUUUGGAUUCAUUUAACUACUCUACUAAUGAGCCAGUCACACACACAAAAGGGUGUAAAUAUGACUAAUUAUUUUGUGUUCUGCGCAGCCAACUCUUUAUCUCUCCACAUUUGUAUAUGAGACACCUCAUCAAGCACUUAUUGGAAUGCUUCAUCUAUUUUUAUUGUUUAAAUCUAGAGGACUAAGUUGCACUUGCAGACCAACUUCAUCAUGUUCACUUUCAUGCCACUGUGAUGCCUUUCAAGCAUCUGAAAAACUGACAGUAAGUUAAAAGGUUUCUACUUUUAGGUUUCUACAGUGACUGCUCCUUUUGUCAGUACCAAAAGUCAUGCAAAUGAAUGAGAACAUCCUGUUUUAGUUUGCUCUUUCAGCUAUGAGAAUAGAAUGUGGGACAUAGAUUGCCUUUUCUUUGUCAAAGUAAUGUUUGAUAGGCACGUUUGAAAACGAUGACUUUAAUUUUUAAAUAAAUGAUCCAACUUUCCUCAAGAGCUCCUCCGGGCAUUA